Molecule: messenger RNA, 1121 nt
Organism: Capra hircus (goat)
Lineage: Eukaryota; Metazoa; Chordata; Mammalia; Artiodactyla; Bovidae
Gene: MICOS10
Product: mitochondrial inner membrane organizing system 1
Exons: 4
Coding region: 645-881 (78 amino acids)
Cellular component (GO): mitochondrion; MICOS complex; mitochondrial inner membrane
Source: RefSeq, a predicted model, not a curated record
GAUUUAGCAGAGACUGGUGUCCUGGAGCCAAAUGAAUAAAGAGAAGGCAGCGACAAGGAGGAUCAGGAACGAGAAAGCGGCUGCGUCCAAUGCCGUACAGAGGUCACAGGCGUCCCCGGGUUUGGCAAUAAGUGACCUUUGCCUGGGCAAUUUCUGUGGUAAGAGGUGACGGCGGGAGCUCCACGGCAAUAAAUGAGGGAACGCGGGAGGAGAAAAAAGCCAAGGUGAGGCGAGGAAGGAAGAGACCCUAGCGCGGUGCCCUCACUCGCCCUGGGGAAUUUCCAAGGCCGGAGUCGGGAGCUGGUGUAGUGAAAGGAACCUUCCCAGACAGGGCUCUGGAUGCCGCCUAGGAAACCUGUCUGCCUCGCAACCCUUAGGUAGGCGCAGCUCCAAGGUCAGGGUCACCUCAGGCCUCUGCCGCCCGUCACCUUGACGACCAACUGCCAAAAAAAAAAAAAAAACCCGGAAAGAACGGAAGUAGUCAGAUCAUCUCGCGAUAUCUGGUGCGCCGGCGCCGUCAGCCUUCCGGGCUUGGGACCGGCGGCCGGCUAUCGCGAGACUUGCCUGGGGGCGGUGGGGGAGGGGCUCUGAGCGCGGGGCCCGACGGUCCGGAAAGCUGGAGCGGCUGCUGCUGGCGGGGGAACAUGUCGGAGUCAGAGCUCGGCCGGAAGUGGGACCGGUGCUUGGCGGACGCCGUCGUGAAGAUAGGUACUGGCUUUGGAUUAGGACUUGUUUUCUCACUUACCCUCUUUAAAAGAAGGACGUGGCCGUUGGCCUUCGGCUCUGGAAUGGGGUUCGGAAUGGCUUACUCCAACUGCCAGCACGACCUCCAGGCGCCGUACCUCCUGCAUGGAAAGUAUGUCAAAGAGCAGGAGCAGUGACUCACACCUGAGAAACACCCCAGUGGGAGGGCAGGAGAAACCACGUUUAUUCCUCAGGAACACUGAAGCGCCCCGGAGUGAGCCGGCACUCUCCGUAACCGCGUCACCAGUAAUGCUUUCAACUCCAGCACACUGUGUACGUGUUUGAAACCAAGUCUGUUUCUUGUUUUGUAUUUUCUCUCUGGAAAUUGCAAGGAGAUGGUCUUAAAAUAAAUAAAUUAAACUAAAAUCGGCAGCCCA